This is a messenger RNA of Umbelopsis ramanniana AG, 1458 nucleotides long. RefSeq lists its product as uncharacterized. The transcript has 8 exons. Bases 39 to 1217 code for a protein of 392 amino acids. The record is from RefSeq and is a predicted model, not a curated record. NCBI's taxonomy places the organism in Eukaryota, Fungi, Mucoromycota, Umbelopsidomycetes, Umbelopsidales, Umbelopsidaceae.
CAAUUUGGACCAUCCCUCUACCUGAUCCCGAUCUGCUAAUGCCUAGCCUAAUCAUGUCGAGCUACCAUUCUAUAAGAGUAUUGAACAGAUUUCCCAUUAUACGGCACUUCGGGACUAAGUCCGAACCGUUGCUUAUGGUUGUUGGUGGGGCUGUCAUGGAUAUUACCAGCACAUUUGCGAUGGAGACAGCUGUGGAUAUUAAAUCCCCCUCCUCCUUCCUCCAUACAUCUUGCCCAGGCACUGUGCGCCAGAAUCUAGGUGGUGUCGGCCGUAACGUUGCUGAGGCAGCAUAUAGGUCUGGAACAGAUACAUUGCUCGUUUCGGCGGUGGGAAGUGAUCUUGCGUCGAAAAUACUCAUAGAUGGCAUCAAGAAAAGUGGCAUGAGAGUGGAAGGUAUACGUCAAUAUGGUGGAGAGACCACAGCAGUAGGUGUCAUUUUUCAAGAAUGGUUAUUGGUCUUUUGUUUAAUUAUGUUGUACCAGAUUUACAACGCUCUCCAUUCACCUGAUGGACAAUUAAUUAGCGCAGUGGCAGAUAUGAAUGUUUUCAAGAUGAUCACAUCUAGUCAGGUCCUGGCUGCCCUGGAGUCGCAUUCGCCAAGUUUAGUAUGCUGUGAUGGCAAUUUAGAACCAAAUGUGCUAUGUGAUACAGCCCGCAUUGCAAGCAAUUUGAACAUACCAGUCCAUUUUGAACCAACAUCCAUACCAAAGUCUCUAAAGAUUUUCGAAGACACUGCUACUCUAACGGCUGGAUGCUUCAAGUCCAUAUCACCCAAUCAGCACGAACUGGCCGCCAUGUCAAACACUGCAAGAGAAGUCCUACCUGAAGUAGAAGAAAGAUACAAAAUGAGUGAAUUAACCAAGCAUCAGCUGGACGGCCUCCCUGACACUGCAAUAGAAUGCCUCCCAUACGCCCUCCAUCUUUCAAACUUCUUCCGAGUCAUUGUUACCAAACUUGGAGAACAUGGAUGUCUAAUCACAGGGCAAGCAAAUGGAAAGCCAGUUCUUCGGUAUUUUAAACCGCAUGCAAUUCGUUCCGACCAAAUCAAGAGCGUCACUGGAGCUGGAGACAGCUUUGUAGGAGUCAUGUUGUCUCACUUGAACAGAAACUUAUAUUGCUUGAAGGACUUGGAACAUCCAUACUGGCAAGAAGUCAUACACCAUGCGCAAAAUGCAGCUAUUCGUACUCUUCAGUCUCAUGAUGCUGUUGGAGUUUAGCAUUUCCCAUGUGCCCUUUUAAAUUUGGAAAGCGAAAAAAGUAUUUGACAAAAGCGAAAAGAUGGUCCCAGUCGUAAUAUUACAACAAAAACUGACAUCCAACAAAUUAAUACUUUUCUUUUAGUUGAUAUUCUUCUUGGUUAUAAAUGGACAGACGUUGAUGUACAUAGACGUUUAAAAUUGAGUAGCUGCUCCUCUAAGAACAAUAAUGAAUACAAAUAGUACGAAUUUGUGAGCGUCA